This is a messenger RNA of Conger conger (European conger), 2648 nucleotides long. RefSeq names its product zinc finger protein ZFP2-like. Gene Ontology annotation, cellular component: nucleus. Gene Ontology annotation, molecular function: DNA-binding transcription activator activity, RNA polymerase II-specific; RNA polymerase II cis-regulatory region sequence-specific DNA binding. Lineage: Eukaryota; Metazoa; Chordata; Actinopteri; Anguilliformes; Congridae. Gene Ontology annotation, biological process: regulation of transcription by RNA polymerase II. The transcript is spliced from 4 exons. Bases 168 to 2450 code for a protein of 760 amino acids. The record is from RefSeq and is a predicted model, not a curated record.
CGCCUGCAACUGCGGGGCAAUAGGCUGCAUGUGUUCUUACUGCAAGUGUCACGUAGUUAUAACCAUUCAUAACGCGGAUUCUUCACACCCGUUCGAGGACUGAGCACUGAGCAACGGGACGCGUUUAACUGUGUAGAGAGCGAUACCAGGGAGCCACUGUUACCUUCAUGGAAGAGUGUAAGCUGUCCCACCCCCCCAUUAGAAGAGUGGUGGAUUCCACCAAGUUGACUCACUGCAACAGCCAAUCCGAACCCUUGCCUGACUCCAUGAGAUGUUUAAGCUCCUCCUCUUUGGUCGGAGACGUGAAGGUUGAAUCUGUGAUUGAAUCCACAGAUUACACAAGGAUUUUAUAUGAGAUGACCCAGGAGGAACAAGACAGACUAUCCAACAUGAAGGAGGAAGUGGAGGAAUGUGAGGAGAGGCAGAGUGUGAAAAUGGAGAGAGAAGAUGGUGUGAUGGAUGACAAGGAACUCGGGAGAGAGCAACAAAAAGCAAGGGAUGAACAGAAGGGGAAGGGUGUAGCUUAUCUAACCUGUCAGACUCACAAAUUUGAGAAGAAUGGAGUGAAAUCAGAAUACGGUCAACAGGACAUGGAGGAGGUGUCCAAUCUGGUCACUGCCUGCCUGCGGAAUCAGCCAAGAGUGCUGAUUUGCAGAAUAAAAACAGGUAAUUCAGUUCCUGAGUCACUAUGUCCCUUCACCAGGAAAGAAGGCCAGGGAGUGACAUCUCGACAGAGAUGGCAGGAGCUCUCACCAAUGAAGGGAAAGUGUUCACCGAGUCAGAUGGACCAGGUCAUGACCUGUAAGAGAAAGAUGAUUGGCCAGUUGGAGAAACUGCAGAAACACCAGUCGGCUUCAUCAGAGGAUGGGCUCUGUCUUGAAGCCUCCCAUAACCCUACAGUCAUCUCCCCAAGGAACCAGAACACAGGACAAACUGUUGAGGCAUCGUCUGAGGUCUUUGCCUGCUCUCAGUGCCCAUUUGUUCACACAGAGGAAGUGAAUCUUCACCAGCACUUGAAAAUUGUCCACGCUGAGGAGCUCAGAGAGACUCUGGUGCCUGGAAGAAGUGGAGCUGAGAACCCAUCCAACAGCAGAACACCUCAGUGCUCCAAAGCCCCUGAGACACUCCCCACCCCAACACAGUCCCACACAGGCCCUUCAGGGGUCCACAAAUGCCCCCAGUGUGGGAAGAACUUCAAAUCAAAAUCAAAAUUGACAGUCCACACACGAGUGCAUACGGGGGAACGCCCCUACCACUGCUCCCAGUGUGGGAAGAGCUAUCUCUCAUCGUCGCACCUGAGCAGACACCAAGUAAUCCAUACAGGGGAACGGCCAUACCAGUGCUCCCAGUGUGGAAAGAACUACAAAUCAAGAUCUGGAUUCACAUAUCACCAGCAAAUGCACACAGGAGAACGCCCAUACCACUGCUCCCUGUGUGGAAAGAACUUCAAAUCAAAUUCAAAAUUGACAGUCCACACACGAAUGCAUACGGGGGAACGGCCAUACCACUGCUCCCAGUGUUGGAAGAGCUUUGUCUCAUCAUCACGCCUGACCAGACACCAGCGAGUCCAUACAGGGGAACGGCCAUACAACUGCUCCCACUGUGGAAAGAGCUUCAAAUCAAACUCAGAAUUGGCAGUCCACACACUAAUCCAUACAGGGGAACGACCAUUUAACUGCUCCCAGUGUGGGAAGAACUUCAAAUUAAAAUCAGAAUUGACAGUCCACAUGAUAGUCCAUACAGGGAAAUUGGUAUUCCACUGCUCCCAGUGUGGGAAGAGCUUUGUCUCUUCAUCACACCUGAGCAGACACCUGCGAAUCCAUACAGAGGAACGGCCAUACCACUGCUCCCAGUGUGAAAAGAGCUUCAAAUCAAAAUCGGAAUUGGCAGUCCACACACGAAGGCAUACCGGGGAACGCCCAUACCACUGCUCCCAGUGUGGGAAGAGCUAUGCCUUGUCAUCGCAUCUCACCAGACACCUGCAAAUCCAUACCGGGGAGCGGCCAUACCACUGCUCCCAGUGUGCGAAGAGCUUUGCCUCGUCAUCACACCUGACCACACACCAGCGAACCCAUACAGGGGAGCGGCCAUACCACUGCUCCCAGUGUGGGAAGAGCUUCAAAUCAAAAUCUCAAUUGACAGUCCACACACAAAUCCAUACAGGGGAACGCCCCUACCACUGCUCCCAGUGUGGGAAGAACUUCAAAGCAAAAUCAAUAUUGAAAGUCCACACACAAAUCCAUACAGGGGAACGACCAUUCCACUGCUCCCAGUGUGGCAAGAACUUCAGAACAAAAUCUGAAUUAACAAUCCACCAGCUAACUCACACAGGGGAACGCCCAUACCACUGCUCCCAGUGUGGGAAGAGCUAUGUCUCGUCAUCACACCUGACCCGGCACCAGCAAAUCCAUACAGGGGAACGUCCAUACCAGUGUGGGGUGAAAGACUAAUAACACACAAGCAAACUCAUACCGGAGAACACCCCUACCUCAGCACUUAAUGUGGAAAGAUCUUCACACAGUUAAUGGGUCUGCAGAGAUGCCAGCAAGCUCAUACAUAGUAGCAUCCAGUGUAUGUUCCUGUAAAUUGACUACUUGGCCUUACCCAACUUUGACAUUGUAUAAGUUUUGAAUAAAUGGUCUAUUGGA